AACCUCAUCGACAUGGUUGGCAUAGAAUUCAUUGACUACCUGACCAAGCUCAAAGUCAACGACUUCCUGGGAUUGGAGGAUUUCGCUGAUAAAAUGAGUUUCAUGUACUCCGUGCUCAUUUUGCUACUUUGCACAACCAUCAUUGCGGUGAAGCAGUAUUUGCUAGCAAGUAUUGCCUGCUAUAUACCCACAGUGCCCUCUGGGAAGGACUUUGAUAAAUUUCUGCAGAAUUUCUGCUGGGUGCAUGGAACAAUACCGUUUCUGGAGGGAGAACAUAUUCCCCAGAAUUACUCCGAGUGGAAUGAAGCUGACAAGAACAUGAGAAUCAACUACUACCAGUGGGUACCCUUUAUGCUGGGUCUGCAGUGCAUCCUCUUCUAUAUUCCACGCGUUGUUUGGCAGAUCAUCUGCUACAACCGAACUGGCACCGACUUGGAAAAUCUCAUUUCUAUCGCUAACAAGGCUAGCAACACCAUUGAAGACGACCGCAAAACCCUUGUGAAGCAUGUUGCUGGAACCAUGGCUGAAAUGCUAUUCCAACAUCGAGAUUUUCGUGUGGGCAAAAUUGCAGAUGCUCGUCGUAAAGCCUUCAAGUUCUGCGGUUUAUUCAUGGCUAGCAAACGUCUGGGAACUUGGCUUAUCUUCACUUAUCUCUUCAUCAAAUGCAUCUACCUUAGUAAUGCUAUUGGCCAACUCUAUCUCAUGCAAUCCUUCCUUGGUUUCAACAAAUCAAUGACCAAUUUUGGUUAUGAGGUGGCAAAGUACAUGAUCAAUGGUAAGGAUUGGGAUGAGACCCGUAUCUUCCCUCGUGUCUCCUUCUGCUAUGUUGAACAUGUUCGCCAUCUCGGUACCACAAAUCGAUACGUUGCACAAUGCGUGCUUCCAGUCAAUAUGCUCAAUGAAAAAAUCUACAUCUUUCUGUGGUUUUGGACUGCUAUUGUUGCCUUCUGUACGGCUGUUUCAAUCCCGCUCUGGAUUAUUCGCUUGGGUCGUCAAAAGAGCAAGGUGCACUUCAUUAAGAAAUUCUUGCGUCUUCAGGAGAUCUACACAGUUGAAGACAAGGAGAUUCUUCGCAACUUUAUUUCCGACUUCUUGCGUCAUGACGGUGUCUUCUUGCUCCGUAUGAUCUCCAUGAAUGCCGGUGAUGUUGUUACUGCUGAUGUGAUUGUUCAAAUGUGGGAUAUCUACAAGACCAAGUUCAAGAAUAGGACUAUGCUCAAUGAUAUUGCUCGUGACAUUAUGAAACAGAGGAUGAAAUUGGAUGAGGGUGGUGAAACAACCCUUCGCAGGUCACCCUAUGACAAGAAGAUAUCAGCUUGCAUGUUAAUUAAUUCUAAUGGAACCCAAUUCAUGUCGAAUUUAGGAUCAGAUUUUAUGAACUUCUAUAAGAAGUACCAAGCAGCUACGCUGAUUGGUAUUCAAGACUGGGCGGAUAGACUGAGCUAUAUGCAUAGUACAAUCAUUUUCCUACUCUGCACAGCCAUUGUGUCUGCAAAGACGUACAUCCUCUCGCCAUUGGCUUGUCACGUUCCAACAGUACCCUCAGGGUCUGAUUUUGACUCUUACUUCAACUCGUGGUGUUGGGUCCAUGGCACUACACCAAUUCGCAUCAAUGAAAGCAUUCCGGAAGAUGACGCGGGUUGGGAAGAACUCGAAAAUGAACGCAAAAUAACGUACUAUCAGUGGGUGCCGUUCAUUCUGGGCCUGCAGACCAUUAUGUUCUAUCUUCCCCACGUUGCUUGGCAAAACGUCACCUUCAACCGUCUAGGUGCCGAUCUCACUGCCAUCGUUGUGAAAGCAAUGGACGCUUUGAAAACCACAUCGCCUAAAGGCCGCGAAAAAAUUAUCACCAAUGUUGCUAAUAGACUGGAACUUCUACUCUUUGCACAUCGUGAUAUUCGUCGUGGCAAGCGAGCCGCUCUGAAGCGAAAACUCUAUAAUAUUUGUGGUAUCUUCUUCGUGAGCAAGAGAAUGGGAACCUGGACUGUGUUCUCCUAUCUCUGUAUCAAAGUCCUCUAUCUCACCAAUGCAAUCGGACAGUUGUAUUUGAUGAAGCAUUUCUUGGGUUACGAUGAAGAUAUGACUGGAUUUGGAUUUCGUCUUGCAGGCUCUUUAAUAUCAGGCGUUAAGUGGCAAGAGUCACAUUACUUCCCUCGCGUAGCUUUCUGCAGUAUCUCACUCCGCCAUUUGGGUCGUACCAAUAAUCGCUAUAUGGGAAUGUGCGCAUUGGCCAUCAACAUGCUCAACGAAAAGCUCUAUGUCUUCCUUUGGUUCUGGACUCUUGCUGUAGCUAUUUCAACUGGUUUCAGCCUUAUCAACUGGUUCCUUAGAUUGGCUAUUAGAAGACGUCAAACGCAUGUGAUCCGAAAGUACCUGAAAAUUACUCCACUCAUGUUAAAUUCGAAUAAGAAUGACAGCAAUUCCUCUACCCCCUCAGAAAAUUUGGAUCCAAGCCGUCCAGACACAGUUGAGAGGUUCAUUCGAGAAUUCCUUCGUAUGGAUGGCGUCUUCAUUGUCCAAAUGCUAACUAUGAACGCUGGUGAUGUUAUAACUGGUGAAGUUAUUCGUCUUCUGUGGCACUCGUGGAUCACAAAGUAUGCUAAUAAGAAGGACUUUGGAAAUGACCCCUGGAUUGAUCUUAUUUACUCUGAAGAGUUGGAUGAAAUUGAUCGAGAGAAAAUGGAACUGCAUGAGAAAGAGAAACUGUUUGAGUAG
This is a messenger RNA of Rodentolepis nana, 2715 nucleotides long. The record is from the annotation of a GenBank genome assembly. NCBI's taxonomy places the organism in Eukaryota, Metazoa, Platyhelminthes, Cestoda, Cyclophyllidea, Hymenolepididae.